AUGGACUUCGACUUCGAUCACCAGAAGACGCUGAGAAGUCUCGAACAAUCAGCGCGAAUACCUUGUUUUAUCUGUCGGCGCAUCUGGGAGGACUGGCUCCGAAAUCCCCGAUCGAAAGACCCCUCGGAUGGUGGCGACGACUUUCCGCUCGUCGUGGCACAUAUUACUCCUUUGUCUGAGAAGAACUCGUACCGCCUUGAUUUCUCGCUGCGGGGAUUCGGGUACUGGAAUGAGGCAGACCGGAUAGGGAUACUGCUGCUCCAGAAAACAGAUGGCGAAAAAGAUACAUUGAAGGUUACUCGAUCUCGGAGUCUGAACUCGCCAGAGGUUCUCGGAUUGGCAAAGUCGUGGGUUUCUGCGUGUGUUGGGCCUGGACACAAGAAUUGCCCUUCGAGUGGCUUUGAAAGUCGAGCUGGGUUGCAGCGAAGCUCGGACGGCUUGAUCAACUCGAAAGCCUCGGGAUCCUCUGGUAAAAUAGGUAAUCCCAAGUUUGAGAGGCCGUUCUACCCCACGCGGCUCAUCGAACUGGGACCGCUGAGUUCUACCACCGUCAAACUUGUCGUGACGAGCGAUUUGAUGCACCCCAAUGCCGAAAAUGCACACAAACCAGUCGGUAGAUACGUAACACUUAGCCACUGCUGGGGCCACGCCAAAUUUCUCACUCUUACGAAAAGUAACGUUUGUUCUUUUACAAGAGACGGUAUACCAUUAGAAAAACUCACCCGCACCUUCCAACACGCCAUCGAUUUCGCGCGCCGACUCGGCUCAGGCGUGGAGUACAUCUGGAUAGACUCCCUCUGCAUCAUUCAAGGCGACAAGCCAGACUGGAUGCACGAAUCAACGCAGAUGUACGACGUCUACCGAAACUCGUUCCUGAAUAUCUCCGCGACGGCUGCCGAGAACGGGUCGCAAGGCUUGUACGUGGGGCGAGACCCGGAGCGGCUGGACCGCGAGGAUGUGACGCUGGAUGUAGGAGUUGUGAGCAAGCCUGCGUCGUGGUAUCCCCGGAUCCUAUCUAAAUCGGAGCCCGGGUGUGCCAAGACGCUGACCCAACGUUGGAACAUUGUCGAUCCGUCGCAUUGGAACCGCAUUGUUGAUGCGGCGCCUGUUAAUACGCGGGGUUGGGUGUUGCAGGAACGGCUGCUGGCGCCGCGGGUGCUACACUUCUGCAAAGACCAGAUCGCAUGGGAGUGUCGCGAAUUCGAGGCUUCUGAGAGCUGUCCUGCCGGUAUCGAUCUCGAGCUGAACUGCGGUAUCAUCAAGCCAAAGACCCGAUUCAAGGACCUUAUGGCGAGGAAGGACGGGACAAAGGUAUCAUCCUCAGACGCAGCAGCUGUUGCUUCCGAGGUCGACUGGAAAGCCAUCGUUGAGAAGUACUCUUUGUUGAAACUCACUCAAGCGAAAGACAAACUGGUCGCGCUUGCUGGCAUCGCCGGACAGAUGUACCCGCUUUUUGAAGCUCCAUACGUGGCUGGCAUGUGGAAUAAUAAGCACUUUACCAGCCAGCUAUUGUGGCGCGUCGAACCUCGCUUUCAUAAAGGGGUAUUCUCGUAUCCGUCGAGACGACCAGAAGUGUAUCGUGCACCUAGCUUUUCCUGGGCAGCGAUCGACGCACCUGAUGGGGUCAAAUGUGCCCCGGCUCUAGAAGAGACAAGCUUGCUGAUCAGGAUGGUCCGAAUAAGAGUAAAUCCAGAGCCGGAAUCGAACAGUAAAUUCGGUCUCGUCCAGAGAAAUGCGUACACUGAUAUUGCAUGCCAAAAACACCAAGUGGCAAUUGAUAGAAAAGUCCGCAAGACAGCAAACGGUACACGAGAAGAUAUUUUUACCUGGACUCUGGUCGCUGGCAGCAAGGAUAUCGCGAAUAUGCAGCCGAGCGUGUAUCUCGACAGCCCCGAGGAUGACUUUGAGCAGAUCCGCAGCCGUAAUCCUGUAUCUUCCACGUGGCUUGUCCCAGCCCACAGGAAUAGUUCUGGAGAUCUGGUUUGCCUUCUAUUGCAGCAGAUAGAGACUGGAUUUCGACGAGUGGGGUUGAGUGUCAGUCCCCGCUAUAUGAGCUCUGGAAGAGGGAUCUUGGGCGACAAGUCUGCUCAUGCGAUCGGCGAUGUUAGGAGAUGGGAUGAAGAAGUAAUCCGGAUUUUCUGA
Drepanopeziza brunnea f. sp. 'multigermtubi' MB_m1 is the source of this 2142-nucleotide messenger RNA. RefSeq lists its product as uncharacterized. The record is from RefSeq and is a predicted model, not a curated record. Lineage: Eukaryota; Fungi; Ascomycota; Leotiomycetes; Helotiales; Drepanopezizaceae.